AUGGCACGUUUUCUCGUCUUAAACGGCCCCAACAUCAACAUGCUGGGGCGCCGGGAUGCCGGCUAUUACGGUGUCAAGACGCUGGACGAGGUGAACGACGAGAUCAGGGCGGUAGCUGAUCGGCUGGGUGUGGAGGUCGAUUUCUUCCAGUCAAACCACGAGGGCGCGCUGGUUGACUGCAUCCAGGAAAACUGGGGCCGGAUGGACGGGUUGAUAGUCAACGGAGGCGCGCUCACCCACUACGGCCUUACGCUUAAAGACGCGCUCAUUGACUGCCGCCUGCCAUUUGUUGAGGUCCAUCUGAGCAAUCCGCUGGCCCGGGACGCCUGGCGGAGGCACUCGGUGCUAUCGGAUAUAGCCCGCGGCCAAAUUGCGGGCUUUGGGUGGAGAAGCUAUACUGCGGCCUUGGAAAUACUGGCCGCAUUGGUGGAGGAAGAGUCCCGAUGA
This is a messenger RNA of Geodia barretti, 447 nucleotides long. The record is from the annotation of a GenBank genome assembly. Lineage: Eukaryota; Metazoa; Porifera; Demospongiae; Tetractinellida; Geodiidae.